This is a messenger RNA of Apus apus (common swift), 2145 nucleotides long. RefSeq names its product golgi reassembly stacking protein 2 (gene GORASP2). Gene Ontology annotation, molecular function: protein binding. The transcript has 10 exons. NCBI's taxonomy places the organism in Eukaryota, Metazoa, Chordata, Aves, Apodiformes, Apodidae. Gene Ontology annotation, biological process: Golgi organization. Bases 94 to 1419 code for a protein of 441 amino acids. Gene Ontology annotation, cellular component: Golgi apparatus. The record is from RefSeq and is a predicted model, not a curated record.
CCGGGCGGGAGCCAGUGCCACGUCCCCGCGGCGCGGCGGUGCGGGAGCCGCGGGAGCAGCGCCGCCAGCCCGGCCCGGCCCGCCCGGCCCGCCAUGGGCUCCUCGCAGAGCGUCGAGAUCCCCGGCGGGGGCACCGAGGGCUACCACGUCCUGCGGGUACAAGAAAACUCACCAGGGCAUAGAGCUGGAUUGGAGCCAUUCUUUGAUUUUAUCGUGUCCAUUAAUGGCUCAAGAUUGAAUAAAGACAAUGACACUCUGAAGGACCUGUUGAAAGCAAAUGUUGAAAAACCUGUAAAAAUGCUGGUGUACAGUAGCAAAACACUGGAACUGAGAGAGACAUCGGUGACCCCCAGUAACAUGUGGGGUGGACAGGGCCUGCUGGGUGUGAGCAUUCGUUUCUGCAGCUUUGAUGGGGCCAAUGAAAACGUGUGGCAUGUUUUGGAAGUGGAACCAAAUUCUCCUGCUGCAUUAGCUGGACUUAGACCUCAUAGUGACUAUAUCAUUGGAGCAGAUACUGUCAUGAAUGAGUCUGAAGAUCUCUUUUCCCUUAUUGAAACACAUGAAGCAAAGCCAUUAAAACUUUUUGUGUACAACACAGACACAGAUAAUUGCCGGGAAGUGGUGAUUACUCCAAAUUCUGCUUGGGGUGGAGAAGGAAGCCUAGGAUGUGGCAUUGGUUAUGGAUAUUUGCAUAGGAUACCUACCCGCCCAUUUGAAGAAGGCAAGAAAAUUUCUCUCCCAGGACAGUUGCCUAGUGCAUCCCUCAGUCCCCUCAAAGAUGGCUUCACAGAGGUUCAGCUGUCAUCAGUUAAUCCCUCAGCCACCCUGCCCCCGGGGCCAGCAGGCCUGGAACAGAGUCUUUCAGGACUUUCUAUUAGUUCACCCUCAACUACUGUCAGUAGUGUUCUCAGUACAGGUGUUCCAACAGUUCCAUUAUUAUCACCACAAGUCAGUCAGUCCCCUACCUCUGUGCCACCAGUUAACCCAGCAACUACAUUACCAGGUCUUAUGCCACUACCAGCAGGGCUUCCCAACCUGACUGAUCUGUCCAAACUUAAUUUACCUGCACCACACAUCCUUCCUGAAAUCAUACAGCCUGGUUUGCCAUCCCUUCCCUCCUUGCCACCUCUGAAUCUAAUGGGAAUGACACCUCUGUCAAUGCCACCCAAAUGUGUUCCUCUGCUUCCUUUGGUCACAGAGGCAUCUACAGUGCCUACAGAUUUGCUUCCCCCCAUUACUCAAGUUGGAAGCUUCUCCAGCGACCCUGGUGCUGCUGUCAAUGUAGAACAGACCUCUGCGCUCACCAUGGAUAGCAUGACCCCAGCUUCUAAGGCAACUAUUGUUGACAGAUCAAGUGAAUCCUCUACAGUUAAUGAGAAAACAUCUGGAGUCACAGAUUCACAAGCUUCUGAAUCAUAACUCCAGAUCACCCAGCUGAAUUGGCUUGGUAUUUAUUUAGCUAUGGGAGAUACAUAUUUGAAGAUCAAGCUGUCAUUAAUUUCAUACUAGUUUGUACUUAAUCUUUAGGAGUCCUGUAAAUAAUACAGAGGUAUAAAAAUAAAAGGGGGUUUAUACAGUGUGUGUGGUGGGAAGGGAGGAAGAGUACUUGUAUGUAACAAACAAAGUCAAGGUGGUAAACAGAAUUCCACUGCCAAAUUCGGAAAUACAUGUUUUUAAUAUAGGCUGACAGCCUUAGCCUGCUAGGCCUGUUCUUGCUUAUAAUUAGCAAUUUUUGCUUCUGAUAGAAAUGAAGCGGUUCUUGCGUGUCACAUUUACGUACUGUAGUUCUUGUUCUUUGCAAGUGUCUUGUUACUACAGUGGGGAAAAGAAUGUUUAGUCUGAGUUAAAAAUUUUAACACUGCAAAACUUCCACCUAAAAGGUAUUUCUAUUAAAGUUGCUGAGUGACCUAUUAACUGACAUCUUGUUAUUCAGCUUGUACACAAAUCUUUAUUUUUAAGCUCUGGAGAGGCUUAAGCCAUGUUUUGUGACUGCUGCUCCCUUGUUUCAUAGGCCCACUGUAAAAAUGGCAUUUGGAAGGGAAUACAGGAAAUGUUAAAUGUAGCACACAAUUUGGCACUUCAUGACUACUGUAAAACUAAGUAAUGGAUUAAGCAUACAUACAGCAAUAAAUUCCUGGAAUUUUA